Sarcophilus harrisii (Tasmanian devil) is the source of this 2193-nucleotide messenger RNA. RefSeq names its product zinc finger protein 420-like. The record is from RefSeq and is a predicted model, not a curated record. NCBI's taxonomy places the organism in Eukaryota, Metazoa, Chordata, Mammalia, Dasyuromorphia, Dasyuridae. Gene Ontology annotation, molecular function: RNA polymerase II cis-regulatory region sequence-specific DNA binding; DNA-binding transcription factor activity, RNA polymerase II-specific. Bases 208 to 2160 code for a protein of 650 amino acids. The transcript is spliced from 6 exons. Gene Ontology annotation, biological process: regulation of transcription by RNA polymerase II.
UUUGCGAGCGCGGCUGCCACCUCCCGCGCGGUUCCGGGACUACAACACCUCCGUCCCCCCAUUAACGUAACUUCCGCUCCUGUCCUGGGCGCAGGCUCGUGGCCGCCUCAGCUCCGUUCCUUCAGCCUCCACCGUGUUCGGCGUCCGAGGGACACGUCCGGGGCCGGCUCCGCCCCCUAAGACUCCUGGUCCCCAGAGGAGCGAGGAAUGGCCCCCGAGCCUGAGGGCUCCGUGACCUUCCAGGAUGUGGCCGUGACCUUCACAGCGGAGGAAUGGGGGCGCCUGGCCGCGCCCCAGAGGGAGCUGUACCGGGAGGUGAUGCUGGAGACCUUCGGGCACCUGGCCAGCCUGGGCCUGGCCGUGUCCAAGCCGGCCGUGAUCUGCCAGCUGGAGAGAGGAGAAGCUCCUUGGAAGUCAGGGCGGGAUGUCCCCUGGAGACCUUGUGCAGACCUGGAGGUGGUAUCCAAAACCAAGGAGCCAGCUCCAAAGAUUGCCCUUUUUGUGGAGGGAUCAUCCUGGAAAACCCUCACAAAGGACCUUCCUUGUGUCUUCAAGUUGGGAGACACCACAGAAUGUGAUGCCCAGUUAAAGAGAAAUCAAAGAAAUAUGGAAAAACAUUCGAGAAUUCACACUGGAGAGAAGCCCCGUAAAUGUAACGAAUGUGGGAAGCCCUUUCGUCAGCGCUCACAACUUAUCGAACAUAUGCGAAUUCAUACUGGAGAAAAACCUUAUGAAUGUAAGAUAUGUGGGAAGGCCUUCAGACGGACCACAGGACUUAUUCAACAUCAGACAACUCAUAGUGGAGAGAGACCUUAUGAAUGUAAUGAAUGUGGGAAGGCUUUUACCAGAGUCACAGAUCUAACUCGACAUCAAAGGAUCCAUACUGGAGAAAAACCUUAUGAGUGCAAGGAAUGUGGGAAGGCCUUCACCCAGAUCAUAGACCUUACUCGACAUCAGAGAAUUCACACUGGAGAAAAACCUUAUGAAUGUUUUGAGUGUGGGAAGGCCUACCAUGGGAGCUCACAACUUACUCGACACCAGAGGAUUCACACUGGAGAAAAACCUUAUGAAUGCAAUGAAUGUGGAAAGGCUUUUAGCCAGAAGUCACAACUUACAGUACAUCAGAGAAUUCAUACUGGAGAGAAGCCUUAUGAAUGCAAAGAGUGUGGGAAAGCCUUCAGCCAGAGCUCACAGCUCACUCUACACCAGAGAAUUCACACUGGGGAGAAGCCUUAUGAAUGCAAAGAGUGUGGGAAAGCCUUCAGUCAGAGUUCACAACUUACUCUGCAUCAGAGUGUUCACACUGGAGUGAAACCUUAUGAAUGUAAUGAAUGUGGGAAGGCUUUCAGUUGUUUCACAAUACUUACUGAACACCAGAGAAUCCAUACUGGAGAGAGGCCUUAUAAAUGUAAUGAUUGUGGGAAAGCUUUCAGCCAGAGCUCACAACUUACUCUGCAUCACAGAAUCCAUACCGGAGAGAAGCCUUAUGAAUGUAAUGAAUGUGGAAAGGCCUUUAGUCGCUUUACAAUUCUUACUCAACACCAGAGAAUUCACACAGGAGAAAAGCCCUAUGAAUGUAACGAAUGUGGUAAGUCCUUUAGCUGGAGUACAGGACUUAGUCGGCAUAAAGCAAUUCAUAAUGGAGACAAACCUUAUGAAUGUAAAGAGUGUGGGAAGGCCUUCCAUGAGAGCUCACAGCUUAUUCGACAUCAGAGAAUUCAUACUGGAGAGAAACCAUAUGAAUGUUUUGAAUGUGGCAAGGCCUUUAGUCGGUUCACAAUACUUACGCAACACCAGAGAAUUCAUACUGGAGAGAAACCUUAUGAAUGUUUUGAAUGUGGAAAAUCUUUUAGCAGAAGCUCCCAGCUUACUCUGCACCAGAGGACUCACACUGGAGAGAAACCUUAUGAAUGUUUUGAAUGUGGCAAGGCUUUCAGCCAGAGUUCACAACUGACUCUACAUCAGAGAAUUCAUACUGGGGAGAAACCAUAUGAAUGUAAUGACUGUGGGAAGGCCUUCCGUGAUAGUUCACAACUUUCUCGACAUCAGAGAAUUCAUGAUGGAAGGAAAUCCUAUGAAUGUAAACAGUGUGGGAAGGCCUUCUGCCAGAGAAUAGAACUUAACAUACACCAGACAGUUCACAUUAGAGAGAAAUCUUAGAUGUUAAAAAAAAAAAAAAAAAAAAAAAAAAAA